Molecule: messenger RNA, 1503 nt
Organism: Microplitis demolitor
Lineage: Eukaryota; Metazoa; Arthropoda; Insecta; Hymenoptera; Braconidae
Product: facilitated trehalose transporter Tret1-like
Exons: 3
Coding region: 62-1459 (465 amino acids)
Biological process (GO): transmembrane transport
Cellular component (GO): membrane
Molecular function (GO): transmembrane transporter activity
Source: RefSeq, a predicted model, not a curated record
AACAAUGGAAAUAUAAAUUUAAUGAAUACUACUAGUUAGUAUGUUUUAUUAGUUUAUCGAAAUGAGUGGAAAAGGAAGGUAUGCAUCACCAGAAGGAUCUAAAAUUUGGGAGUACUGGGCAGCAUUUGUAUGCUCAGUUCAGGCAUUUUGUAUUGGAUGUAUAAUAGGAUGGAGCUCGCCAACUCUGGUAAUAUUAUUAGGGUCAGAUUCACCAAUUCCUAUCGAUCAUGACAGUGCUUCAACAAUCGCAGCUGUAUCAGCGAUAGGUCAUUUGGCUGUGGCUCUAAUCAGUAAACUGAUGAUCGAUAGUUUGGGUAGAAAAAAUUCAAUGUUCUUGGGUGGAUUACCUCUGAUAAUAUGUUGGUUAUUGACCUUCUACGCUUACAACAUAUGGUUCCUGAUAGUCGCACGAGUGUCAGCUGGUGCUGCCUUAGGCAUUGUAUUCAGUGUUAACCCACUGUAUUUAGGUGAAAUAGCAUCAAUUGAAAUCCGUGGAAUAAUUAGUUCUACAAUGUCCAUAAUGAUUAAUCUAGGAGUACUGUUUGCGUAUAUAAUAAUACCGUAUCUAAGUAUUUCAAUGACAGCUAUGAUACUUUUAACAAUCAGUGUUGCGGUAGAAAUAGCUAUUUAUUUUAUUCCCGAGUCACCGUAUUUUUUGAUGUCAAAAGGCCGUGAAUUGGAGGCCGAAAUGGUAUUAGAAAAAUUACGUGGAAAGCUUGAUGUUUCGGAGGAAUUGAUGUUGAUUAAAAGUUUGAUUAACGACAGUAGCUCGAAAAAAAAAGACCCGGGCUUUAUGGAAUCAUUUAAGUUACUAUUCAGAGUCAAGAGUAACUUACGCUCCUUUGCUAUUAUUAAUCUUACCAUUAUUCCCCUAUAUUUUGGGGGAUUAGUUACUAUUAUUGUGUACGGAAAUAUGAUAUUUCAGGCUGCGGGAAAUUCAAUUAGUGACCAUAUUGCUAUUAUCUCAAUAGCAACAAUUCAAGUUAUUGCAUCAAUUAUAUCGAGUUUCGUUGUUGAUCGAGUAGGACGCAAACCUCUUAUUUGUGGUGCGGGCAUUGCUAUCGGCAUAUGUAAUUUUAUCAUUGGUGGUUAUUUUUUUAUUAAAGAAUACGCCGGUAAUGAUCAUAUUACGGAGUACAGUUUUGUACCACUUAUAGCAGCAACAUUACUCGUAUUUGCUUCAAGCAUAGGUUUGACAAAUAUUCAAUCAAUAUUGACUGGUGAAAUUUUGGCGCCCAAUAUUAAAGGUAUCACUAGCUGCCUUAUUAAUGUGUCAUCCAGUUUAAUUGCUGUUGUUUCUAUAAAACUUUACGUCGUUCUUUCUUUCAAUCUUGGUCACUCAAUACCGUUUUUGAGUUAUGCUAUUAUUGUUUUAAUUUCAACAAUUACUUUAUUAAUUCUUACACCCGAAACAAAAGGUAGAACUUUUGCGGAAAUUCAAACAAUGCUUAUGAAAUAACUUUUAUUUAAAUAGUUUUUAAUAAAGACUGACAUUAUUGUAAU